This is a messenger RNA of Sorghum bicolor (sorghum), 1394 nucleotides long. RefSeq names its product enoyl-CoA hydratase 2, peroxisomal. The record is from RefSeq and is a predicted model, not a curated record. The transcript has 11 exons. NCBI's taxonomy places the organism in Eukaryota, Viridiplantae, Streptophyta, Magnoliopsida, Poales, Poaceae. Gene Ontology annotation, cellular component: peroxisome. Bases 228 to 1172 code for a protein of 314 amino acids.
ACCGGUUAUCCAAAUCCAACUCGGCGGCUGCCGCCUGCCGCAGCCGCAGCAGCACCACCGUCGACGACUCUGACCUCUCCCUUUCAGAUUCCCCUUCCACGUCACCUCCUCACGGCAUCAACUCCCCUCUUCUUCGUCUCCUACAAGUAGCCAGACACCACUCCCACUUCGCCGGCGAUCGCUGAGAGCGACGAGGCGCAGCAUACGGCAUACGGGCACGGCGAGCCAUGGCGACCAGCUCCAAACCCGCCGCGCCCGUGGACCCCAAGUUCGUGCUGGCCCACAAGUUCCCCGAGGUGUCCUUCGACUACGACGAGAGGGAUGUAGCGCUGUACGCGCUCGGGGUUGGCGCCUGCGGCGAUGACGCCGUCGACGAGAAGGAGCUCCACUUCGUGUACCACAGGGACGGGCAGCCAAACAUCAAGGUCCUUCCUACUUUUGUUUCUUUAUUUCCCAACAAGAACAGCAAUGGGCUUGGAUUUGUUGAUGUGCCUGGCCUUAACUUUGAUGCAAGCCUUCUACUGCAUGGUCAACAAUACAUAGAGAUCUAUAGACCAAUCCCUUCAUAUGCCAGUGUUGUAAACAGGGUUAAAGUAGCUGGUUUGCACGACAAAGGGAAAGCAACUGUUCUUGAGCUCGAAACUACCACAAGCCUCAAAGAGUCUGGAGAAAUUUUAUGCAUGAACAGGAGUACUAUCUACUUGCGUGGUGCUGGAGGGUUUUCAGACUCUUCGCGACCAUACUCAUAUGCUACUUAUCCUGCUAAUCAAGUUUCUCGCAUUUCUAUUCCCAAUUCGGCACCUUCUGCAGUAUAUGAUGACCAAGCAAAGCAAUCCCAGGCAUUAUUAUACAGGCUAUCUGGGGAUUACAAUCCUUUGCAUUCAGACCCUGAUAUUGCACAGCUUGCUGGGUUCACUCGUCCAAUCCUGCACGGUCUCUGCACCCUAGGAUUCGCUGCUCGGGCUGUCAUAAAAUCUUUCUGCAACGGUGAACCGACGGCAGUGAAGAGCAUCUUCGGCCGGUUCCUUCUGCACGUCUACCCCGGGGAAACGUUAUCCACUGAAAUGUGGCUUGACGGCCAGAAGGUGCACUACCAAACGAAGGUCAAGGAGCGGAACCGUGCCGUGCUCUCUGGAUAUGUGUUGCUCCAACACAUCCCGUCAUCAUUGUAAGUAAAAAGAAAUUGUUUCUUAUUUGGUGCCCGCUGAAAAAAGCAAUUGGCUGCGAUGGAUUGAGAGUUGCUUCACGACGUGGGCUGCCACUGUAAUGAUAGCCAGAAGUCAUGUACAGGUCUGCACAUAACACAUUCGUACUGUACUUGAUAAAAAGUACGCACCACUUAAAUACGCAGAUCUGAACGCAUUGAUGUUGUUUUGUUCGUUUUGGCGAGGUAA